Molecule: messenger RNA, 1581 nt
Organism: Heterostelium album PN500
Lineage: Eukaryota; Evosea; Eumycetozoa; Acytosteliales; Acytosteliaceae
Product: Maf family protein
Exons: 5
Coding region: 1-1581 (526 amino acids)
Molecular function (GO): nucleoside triphosphate diphosphatase activity
Source: RefSeq, a predicted model, not a curated record
AUGAUAUUAGAUAUAUUAGAAAAGUUAAAUAAAUUAAAUAUAGUAUUAGCUUCAGGUUCACCUAGAAGAGUAGAGUAUUUAAAACUAUUGGGAUUACAGUUUAAGGUUGUACCUUCGACGUUCGAAGAGAAUCUAGAUAAAUCAAAGUUUGAGAAUGUAUAUGACUACGCUGUGACGACAGCCAAACACAAAACAGAGGAUGUCUAUCAAAAGUUAAAGGCUGCCAACGACACGCCCAAUAUUAUUAUCGGUGCCGAUAGUAUCGUUGUAUUGGGUGAUACAAUACUAGAGAAACCGAAAUCAAUAGAGAAUGCUAAAGAGAUGCUAGCAGGACUGAGUGGUCGUAAGCAUAUAGUAUACACAGGUGUACAUCUUAUAGUUACAAACAACGACAACCAACAAUCGAUUUCAAAAUCAUUCUACGAAGCAACAGAAGUUGAAUUCGAUACACUCAGCGAUGAAUUAAUUGCUUAUUAUGUUGAUAAUUAUAAACCACUUGAUAAAGCAGGUGGAUAUGGAAUUCAAGAGGUAGCAGCAACAUCAUUUAUAAAAUCAAUCAAUGGAUGUUAUUAUAAUGUAACAGGUAUUCCAAUUCAUAGAUUAACAAAAGAAUUACGAGAGUUAUAUCACAAGUUAUUUUUAAAACAAAAUUGGGUAGUAGUUAUGUCAACUAAAACAAAGGAAAGAAAUGUUGUGAAGGAGAGAGGAAGCAGUUCGAGAAUUGUGGAGAAUGAAUUUAUCAUUCCACCCAGCAACAACAAUAGUAGUAAUAACAAUGGAAGAACAACCACAACGACAACAACCACCACUACAACCAACCGAACUAUUGUUGGCUCCGAUGAAAGUAUCAACAGAAGAGCUGCACGCGCCAAUAUUUCACAGGGUGAUACACUCAUUAGAAAGAGUGUUCGUUAUCUCUCACCCAUUCUAGUUGCCCUGCUUCUCUAUAGUAUAUACGGUAGUCUCUAUCAACCUACACCCGAUCCACCAAUGAAUUCAGCGAUUCAUUUCGGUCCGAUUCUCUAUCAUAAGUUUUUAGACAUGUGGAAUUCUUUUAAAUCUGAUAAACUAGACACAACAUCAACAGCUAAUCAACAACAACAACCAAUGUAUCAUAGUCAUGAAGAGACAAUUAUAAGAAAUACACCAACGGUUCAUCAUCCACACACUGCCGACAAUAGUAUUCAUUUGCAUCACGGUGGACACUCGCAAGACAACGACUUUAAAUUCGUACAUGAAACACAUGGAUUGAAUCCUUGGGAUCAGAACAAACAACCGCUUGGCAGCUUCUUCCACCGAAUGGAGGUGACCAUCGACGAGAAAAGAGACAACAUCAUCGCCAGUCUGUACGGUACCACCUUUGACUACAAAGACCGACUUAAGAAGGAUCUCGAAGAGAGUCUGAAGGUAUUUGAAGAAACUAAAUUGCGUUUACUCCGCGAGUGGAACAGUCUCUAUCAUAACAGCUACGAUAAGAUCAACCAAAUUCGUUAUAAAGCAAAGAAUGGCUAUAGAGAACAUCGUGAGAUUCAAUACCAUCAGAACCCUGACAUGUUAGGUCCACUUGGUGUUCAAUCUUAA